CCCUUGAUGGACAUAUCAAAUCUCCCUCUGCCUCGGUUGAAGAUGGUACGGUCCAAAAUGGCGGCCUCCGUGUUGAAGCGGUGUGUAACUGCAGCCGUCAAAGUUAAAGCUUUAUCGCCUUCUUUUACAGCCAGACGAUGGCUGCUAUCAGCAGCUUACACGGACACCAAGCUGUGGGAGGAAAGAGAGAACGACCCCCAGAAUCUGGCUGUGCUGGCCAACCUAAUGGACAGAACGUACGACCGAAAGUUGCCGGUCAGCUCUCUGACCAUCUCACGGUUUGUUGACAACAUAUCGUCUAGAGAGGAAGUUGAUCAGGCAGAGUACUACCUGUACAAGUUUCGCCACAGUCCAAAUUGUUGGUACUUGCGAGAUUGGACUGUUCACAGCUGGAUCAGACAGUGUCUGAAAUACGGAGCCAGAGAAAAAGCCCUGCACACUCUCAAAAACAAGACCCAGUAUGGAAUAUUUCCAGAUGACUUCACCUUUAACCUCCUGCUGAAUUCCUACAUUAAGGAUGGAGACUUUAAAAGUGCAUGCUCUGUGGUGGAAGAGUUGAUGCUCCAAGAGGCCUUUGACCUUCCCUCCACACAGAUCCUGUCUCUGAAUGCGCUGGGAAGUUUUCUUGCGACCAAACCUCAACUCUCUGUGUCAGAGGAGCGAGCUUUGGGGGCGUCGCUCCUCAUCUGUGGUCUAAAGCAAGACAACACUGUUGGCUUCAGUGCACAGCUGCUUGGCAAUGCUCUCCUCGGCAAGGUGGAGAUGUUAAAGGGUAUUCAUGGCGUAUUUAAAGGCAUGCCUCUGUCAUGGGUAAGAGGGUAUCUGGGACGAGCGCUGGCUGUAAUGGAGAGGGUUUCUGCAGCAUCUGGUGACAUAAAGUUGUCUAAAGACACACUCGACUGUGUGAGCGACGUGCUGCAGGAGCUGUCCGGUGCCUCGGACAGUUCUGGAGACGAGGAGUCCGACGGAGAGGAAAGUAAGGAGGGGGAAGCCGUAGAUGAAGACGAUGAAGCUGAGAAGGCUAACCUUCCUCACUAUGUCAGCAGAUUCAAGGAGCUGAGCAAUCAUCUAGAGUCUCAGGGUAAAGUGGACCCCGCCUCUUUCCAAGCUUUAGUGGCCACAAUGGCCCAGCAGAACCUGGCCUCUGCAGAGAAACUGGACAUAGAGCAGUACCAGAGCCGGCUGAAGGCCUGGGAGGCGGAGAAGAGGGUCCUGGUCCAGAGGGAGAAAGAACAGAAAGAGAAAGCUGAGCAGGAGAAACAAGAGCGAUUAGCCGCCCAGGCUGCAGCUCAAGCUUAAGAGACUAUUCAGAUUAAAUAAAAUUAUGUCCUCACUUUGGGAUUUAAUGUCAACCAUACAAUAAUAUUACCAUCUACUUGUUACUCUUGUGUAUAUAUGAGUUGUUUAUGAAUUUUAAAAUAAAUUUGGUUUGACUUUGUCACA
Molecule: messenger RNA, 1443 nt
Organism: Gambusia affinis (western mosquitofish)
Lineage: Eukaryota; Metazoa; Chordata; Actinopteri; Cyprinodontiformes; Poeciliidae
Gene: mrps27
Product: mitochondrial ribosomal protein S27
Exons: 11
Coding region: 7-1299 (430 amino acids)
Cellular component (GO): mitochondrion
Molecular function (GO): protein binding
Source: RefSeq, a predicted model, not a curated record